Messenger RNA from Lecanosticta acicola, 861 nucleotides. The record is from the annotation of a GenBank genome assembly. NCBI's taxonomy places the organism in Eukaryota, Fungi, Ascomycota, Dothideomycetes, Mycosphaerellales, Mycosphaerellaceae.
AUGGACGAGUCCACGCGCCCUGACGGCAACGCAUUAGCCGAGGCCUACCUCACCACAGUCACCGAGACUCCCCAAUUCGCCACACCCUCUCCAAGCUACCAGAGCUCCAAUGUCGAUGCUCUCGCAACUCUACAGCAAGGAGAUAUCAUCCUCGUCCGACGCGCGCCCCACCGUCAGCGACCUAGUGAUCGCACGCCACGCCCGCACCUAUUCGUUUUCUGGCACGCCGCUCCCUCCUGGCGUGCAGAAGGAGGCAUUUUCCUUCUCGAUCUCGAAAAGAUCUGGAGUUCGGCAGCGACAGAUAUCGCCCCGUUCCUCGCCCAAGAUAGCCGCUCAGAUGCGGCAGUCGAGCUGCUCCACGAAGAGGGCAUAGACGAUCUAGUCCUCGCAGGCACCGAGGGCUUGAUCGACUACACCGACCAGAACGAGAGCUUGGCGGAAGUGCUGAGCAGCGGUGAUCUCUACUUCCUCGAUCCGGCACCAUACGCCAUUCGGAAAGUCCUCGAGGGCGACAAAUGCCGGCUCCGAACCUGUGAGGAUGGGUACGUGCGCUCCCGAGCUGAGCUGGAGAAAUCACACCCAAGACUCAGCUGGGAUGUUGAGAGCGACGGCGAUGUGGAGAAUGAUUUGCUAUACGCAAUCUACCAGAAUGGAGGGGCAGCGUUGUGUCCUAUCUGUCACGGGUACGAGUUAAUCGUCAAGCAUUCGCACCUCGUAGCGCUAUGGCUAGACCUCGAUACCAACGACGACAAGUCACAGCCCCCACAGGAGCACUCGGAUGAGGAGAGAAAGGUGAGGGAUGAGCUUAACCUUGUGCGGCGUCAGCUUGGGUAUACUCAAUUCUUCAUGUACAAUGUGUAA